Messenger RNA from Chlorocebus sabaeus (green monkey), 2202 nucleotides. It is a transcript of the gene POU3F1, whose product is annotated as POU class 3 homeobox 1. Gene Ontology annotation, molecular function: DNA-binding transcription factor activity, RNA polymerase II-specific; RNA polymerase II cis-regulatory region sequence-specific DNA binding. Gene Ontology annotation, biological process: regulation of transcription by RNA polymerase II; brain development. Lineage: Eukaryota; Metazoa; Chordata; Mammalia; Primates; Cercopithecidae. The record is from RefSeq and is a predicted model, not a curated record. Gene Ontology annotation, cellular component: nucleus.
GGAGCGGAGCGGCGGCGGCGGCGCGGCGCAGGGCGCGGGGCGGCAUGGCCACCACCGCGCAGUACCUGCCGCGGGGCCCCGGUGGCGGAGCCGGGGGCACCGGGCCGCUCAUGCACCCGGACGCCGCGGCGGCAGCGGCGGCGGCUGCGGCCGCCGAGCGACUGCACGCAGGGGCCGCGUACCGCGAAGUGCAGAAGCUGAUGCACCACGAGUGGCUGGGCGCGGGCGCGGGCCACCCCGUGGGCCUAGCGCACCCCCAGUGGCUACCCACGGGAGGAGGCGGCGGCGGCGGCGACUGGGCCGGGGGCCCGCACCUAGAACACGGCAAGGCGGGCGGCGGCGGCACCGGCCGAGCCGACGACGGCGGCGGUGGCGGAGGUUUCCACGCGCGCCUGGUGCACCAGGGGGCGGCCCACGCGGGCGCGGCAUGGGCGCAGGGCAGCACGGCGCACCACUUGGGCCCGGCUAUGUCGCCGUCGCCCGGGGCCGGCGGGGGCCACCAGCCCCAGCCGCUCGGGCUGUACGCGCAGGCGGCCUACCCGGGGGGCGGCGGCGGCGGCCUGGCCGGGAUGCUGGCGGCGGGCGGUGGCGGCGCUGGGCCGGGCCUGCACCACGCGCUGCACGAGGACGGCCACGAGGCGCAGCUGGAGCCGUCGCCGCCGCCGCAUCUGGGCGCCCACGGACACGCACACGGACAUGCACACGCGGGCGGCCUGCACGCGGCGGCGGCGCACCUGCACCCGGGCGCGGGCGGCGGCGGCUCAUCGGUGGGCGAGCACUCGGACGAGGAUGCUCCCAGCUCGGACGACCUGGAGCAGUUCGCCAAGCAGUUCAAGCAGCGGCGCAUCAAGCUGGGCUUCACGCAGGCCGACGUGGGGCUGGCGCUGGGCACGCUCUACGGUAACGUGUUCUCGCAGACCACCAUCUGCCGCUUCGAGGCCCUGCAGCUGAGCUUCAAGAACAUGUGCAAGCUCAAGCCGCUGCUCAACAAGUGGCUGGAGGAGACCGACUCGUCCAGCGGCAGCCCCACCAACCUGGACAAGAUCGCGGCGCAGGGCCGCAAGCGCAAGAAGCGCACGUCCAUCGAGGUGGGGGUCAAAGGCGCGCUCGAGAGCCACUUUCUCAAGUGCCCCAAGCCCUCGGCGCACGAGAUCACAGGCUUGGCAGACAGCCUGCAGCUGGAGAAGGAGGUGGUGCGUGUCUGGUUCUGCAACCGGCGGCAGAAGGAGAAGCGCAUGACCCCUGCGGCCGGCGCGGGCCACCCGCCCAUGGACGAUGUAUACGCGCCUGGGGAGCUAGGGCCCGGCGGGGGCGGCGCAUCGCCACCCUCCGCGCCCCCGCCGCCCCCGCCGGCGGCGUUGCACCACCACCACCACCACACACUGCCCGGCUCCGUGCAGUGACCCCGCGGGCCGGGCCCCCGCCGGCGCGCUGCAGGGCGCGGGCGCGCAGCCCGCCCGCGCGGCCUGGACUCUUUUUGUUCGGUUGCUUUGGAUUUUACAAAAAAAAAAAAAAAAAAAAAGCCCAGAAACUUUCGAACAAAACCAAACACCCGGACGACCCUCUCCGGUGAGCGGCGAAGACGGCCCGGUAGGCUGCGUAGCCCGAGCCCCGGGAGAGAGGAGCGAAGAUCCGGAACUCGCCAACUCACCCCGGGCAUCCUGCCCGCCGCCUGCUCUCUGCCCCCAUCCCCUCGACGACCCCCGCCCCUGCCCCCCGGGCUGUUCGGGGCCGGAUCCCGGCAGCGGCCUCCCCAAAGCGACAGGUAACGCGGUGCGGGGUUAGGGAUUCCCCGGGAGAGAGGACCAAGCGAGGAGAGUUCUCCAUCCCCUCUCCCCGCGUGGACUCCUGAGCCUGCGGGUCCAGGGUGGGGGGCUGUCACUUUAUUCGCUACACACCUCUUCUUUCCUAUAAGGAUGCGCCCCACCCCCUUGUCCCCUUUCUCCGGGCUUGGUUUUUUUACGGUUUUUAUUUAUUCGUGGAGCCUCUUGGCUCCUGGGGUCCUUCUAACUCCGCCCGCGCCCUUAAUUUAAAUCGCUGUAUACUGUAUUUAUCGGGGCCCCGGAGGGGAGGUCGCGAGAGCCGCGUCUGUGUAUAAAAGCAGGAAAUAGCCAAAGCUUUAAUCUAGCCUAAUUUAUUUUUCCCCUUAUCUUUCCCUACCCUCCCCCACAAAAAAAAAGCAAAAAAAAAAAAAAAAAAAAA